Telopea speciosissima is the source of this 2705-nucleotide messenger RNA. RefSeq lists its product as uncharacterized. The record is from RefSeq and is a predicted model, not a curated record. The transcript has 4 exons. Bases 33 to 2564 code for a protein of 843 amino acids. NCBI's taxonomy places the organism in Eukaryota, Viridiplantae, Streptophyta, Magnoliopsida, Proteales, Proteaceae.
GAGGGAGCUUUCAUAAUCAAACUCGAACAAGGAUGGAAACACGGAGCACCUCUCCGUGCUUUUCAACCAAUUGGAUCGUUGAGCAUGGAUCUCUUGAGAAUAAUCUCACUUUUGAGUCUUCCUCUUUUCCAAUCGAUGAAGCUACUGAAGCUAGUCCGAAAGAUUAUUUGCUAUUGAAGCCUGCUUCACCGGAUUCGGGACCUUGCGAAAUCAAGAUUAGUUUCGGCCAAAAACAUGAAAUCCGGCAGGUCUAUGUGAGGAGUACUGCUCGAGUAUAUGAGAUAUACUAUGCGCCCUACCUGCAGAGUGGUGAUGAAUAUCUCUGCACUGUACGUUGUGGCAUUGUCACUAAGGAGGAUGAAAGUUGCCAUGCCAGUGAAAAUGGGGAAGCUAUAAUCGCAAAGCCAAUGGGUUCUACUGAAAAGCUUAUUGAAGAGAAGGCUAAGAGUGAAGUUACUAAUAGCUCCAAUGAAGAUGAUUGGGUAGACGUGAAGGUACCGGAUUGUCCCUCACUUGAUGGCAAAACCAAUUUUCAGUCAAAAGGAACAGGACACUUGGGAAGAACCAUUCAGGAUAUGUAUGAGGCUACAGCAGAGAUUAGUGAUGGAAGCCCUUGCAUAUCCAUUACACUGCGCUUGCUCUCACUUCAGACCAAGGGAUCUGUCCAUGUGGAGGAGAUCUAUGUAUUUGCUGAUCCUGUUGAAUCCACUGAUUCAGACCAAGCGGUGGGGCCAGUGGACGAUUCGACCAGAAGUUCUUUAGUGGCUAUGCUUGUUCCUACUCUUCUGCAACUGUCUAAAAGUGGGAGUGGCAAAAUGCAGGAUAGGCGUGUCUCUGAUAUCAGGGAUGGUGUGCUGAAGACAACGGAGUUAAGCAGUGGUUCAAUAGGGAAUACAGUACAACAGGGAGAGAAGUCCAGCAGUGCUGCUCAAUUAGAAAUGAAGAUUCAAGAAGUGACCCAGGCCAAUGCAGAAUCCAUGAAGUCAAAUUCCAGCAUGGGUGGUCAGCAGGAGGUGAAAAUACAGGAAGAUAUCCAUUUCACACAGUUAGAGUCUGGGACUCAGGUGCUGGGUACGGGGCAGAAAUAUGAUUCUGUCACUGUAGAAAAUGGUUCAACUUGCAGCCGUCUCGAUAGAGUCUUGGAUCAGCUGGUUUGCCGAAUCGAGAGAUUAGAAAUGGUGUGUUCAAGAUUCGAAGAAAACAUGCUGAAGCCCCUUGCUGGAAUUGAAACGAGACUUGGGCGACUGGAGCAGCAACUGGAGGUAUUUACAAUGAGAUCCCAGCCGUCUAGAUUAUACUCAUGCACAAGGAUUGCCGCUCCUGAAUUUUCAUGCACUGAAUCCGAGUCCAACUCCUUUUAUAAUGAUGGACAUGAAAACCGAGGUAGUGAGGGACUGGAAAUAGCUAAGGACGAUAGUCAUUUUGAUAAACCAUCGUCUGCCACAGAUGUUGCACCUGUUUCAGUGGAUGUAUCUCAGUUCCCAGGUCUGGUAAUUACUGCACCGGAAUUUUCAAAUGCUGAUGAUGAAGAGGAUGAUGGUGAUAAUCUCUGUGAUGGUAAGAACAGUAAUGAGGAUUUUGAGUCUGCAAGGAAGGAUCUCCCCAUAAAUAAACGGGUUAUUUCCAUUGAUGAUGCUUUAGCUUCAGCACUUUCGGGGUUCUUAUCUUCAGCCGCAGUUCAACCUCCACAAUAUACCCAGACUUUGGUCAUCAAGGCUCCUGAUUUUACUAAUGAAGAGGAUGGGAAUGAUGAAAAAUUGGAGUCCCCGGUCAUUUCAUGUGAAAGAGGUGCAGAUCCUGCUUUCUUUGUUGGCGAAGAAAUUGGAAUAGAGGAUGUGAAAGAUUCAGCUUCUCCCUGCAUCACCAAGACAACAGCCGAAGGACCUCUCGGACAAGAUGAGCCAUAUGAAGAUGGGACAGAAAGUAACAUUACUAUUGUUGGAAAUGGGCUUGACACACAAACAAAAAGUGGAGAUGAAAGCAGAAGAGGGAAGUCUGGAGAAGGUUGUCCAACAGACCAGCUUCACAAGCAAGGGUAUGAAGACCAUGACCCCUUACUUAAUUUUACUUUCCUUGGUGACCAGUCUCCCACAAAUCAGACUGAUGAUGGCUCAAUACAUAUUGUGGAAGGGGCCGAUGCUAAGAACAACCUUUUCAUAGAACACAAUGAUGAUCAAAGUCUUGAUUCUACUACUGAAGGAGCCAUUCCGUGCAUGGAUUCAAUCACUGUUAGAGAGGUCCAAGGUGCAGAAUUAAGCAAUAGUGUGUUGCAGAACAUUCUUGAUCAUACAUAUAUUCCAGUAGAUUUCAACCUUCCACUCUUGGAAGUAGAAUUUAUUCCACUAGUAAACUGGAAUGCUAGGUCCCCUCUUGAAGCCCUUCUAAAUGACACACCAGCAACCGAAGCAGAAGUUUCUUGUGUCAGAGAUGAAGAUAUUGAAGUGACAGAACUUCCUCCUGACAUUCCAGAUGAUUUUAUAGUGAAAGAUGUUCCUUCAAACACGGAAGAUGAAGUACCACUAACAUGCAGCGAUAAGGAGCUGCCAUUCACAAGCCUCAUAUAAGGAUGGAAAUUGGUUUCCAGUAGUGUUUUGUAAUUAAGGAUAGAAGAUACCAAUGACCAUUUUAAUUAUGGGUUCUAAUUUUCUGUUAACGUAACUGAAAAACCUUACAGAUGUGUAUAUAAAUGUUCAAGGCUGUUUCUU